CCCCUUCUCAUUUUCUCACCAUCACACACAUUCAUAUACACACCCCCUCUCUCCAAGACUCCCCACUCCGUACGAGCGAGCCUUCUCAUCAGAGCUGGCAGUUUACAGAGCUGAAGGUGUGCUGCUGUUGCCAGUGAACCGGCGCCUGGAAAAAGAAGUGUAGAAGAAACCACCAGACUGGAGAUAUCUGCAACAUCAAGCCUUCUCAGCAAAAGCAGAACUUGUCUGAAGCCCUUCCUGGGAUUUUGAAGAGGACCCAGGAAAGAGAGAGCUGCCAGCACCACCACCAUGAGUGAUGGCAGAAGGGAAGCACUGGCGGCAGCGGCCCCCGCACCCACCACUGCCUUCUCGUCCACGGCGGGCUCCAACACCACAAGCAUGGCUGGACCAGGCAAGGGUGAGAAAGAGGAAGCCUUUUCCGAGCUGAAGAACAAGUUCAUGAAUGAGCUGAACAAAAUUCCGUUGCCAUCAUGGGCCAUUGUCUCGAUCGCCUUUGUGGCCAUCAUCCUUGUGUUAGCCUGCUGCUUCUGCAUCUGCAAAAAGUGGAUUUUCAAAAAGAAAAACAAAAAGAAGGGCAAAGAUAAGGGCAAAAAUGCAAUCAACAUGAAGGACGUCAUGGACGGAACCAAAACCGAGGCCUUGAAGGAUGAGGAGGAUGCAGAAACAGGGCUGACUGAAACGCAGAAAGAGGCCGAGCCAAAGGAAGACCAGAAACUGGGCAAAUUACAGUACUCCCUGGAUUACAAUUUCACCGAGAAUACGCUCAUGGUGGGGAUCAUUCAGGCUGCAGAGCUGCCUGCUAUGGAUAUGGGAGGAACCUCUGACCCUUACGUGAAGGUCUACCUCCUGCCUGACAAGAAGAAGAAAUUCGAGACCAAGGUCCACAGGAAGACCCUCAACCCCGUCUUCAACGAGCAGUUCACCUUCAAGGUCCCCUACGUCGAGCUGGGUGGGAAGACACUGGUCAUGACGGUGUACGACUUUGACCGCUUCUCCAAACACGACGCCAUCGGUGACAUCAAGGUGCCCAUGAACAAGGUGGACUUCAGCCACAUKACGGAGGAGUGGCGGGAUCUACAGAGCGCUGAGAAGGAGGAGCAAGAGAAGCUGGGUGAUAUCUGCUUCUCUCUGCGGUACGUCCCCACUGCCGGCAAGCUGACUGUGGUCAUUCUGGAGGCCAAAAACCUGAAGAAAAUGGACGUGGGUGGCUUGUCAGAUCCAUACGCGAAAAUCCACCUCAUGCAAAAUGGGAAGAGGCUGAAGAAGAAGAAAACGACAAUCAAGAAAAACACCCUUAAUCCUUACUACAACGAAUCCUUUAGCUUUGAAGUCCCGUUUGAACAAAUCCAGAAAGUGCAAGUUGUUAUAACUGUUCUGGACUAUGACAAGAUCGGAAAGAACGAUGCCAUCGGCAAAGUGUUUGUGGGCCUGAACAGCUCGGGCACGGAGCUGCGCCACUGGUCCGACAUGCUGGCCAACCCRAGGAGACCCAUCGCCCAGUGGCACGUGCUGAAGCCCGAGGAGGAGGUGGACGCUCAGCUCGCCACCAAGAAAUAGGCAGGGCCCCUUUCAGCUCCUGCCUUGUAGUACUCUUUAGCCAGUAUAUGUGUAAAUACCUCAGUGAUAAAUGGGUCCAUCCAUGUAACUCCGCCCUUUACUCCCACCUUUGAGCCUCCUGAUUUCACURGGUAAAAGUUCAAACAUCCCCCCGACAUCUUGCUUUAUUAUUAUUUUUUUCUAUCAGGUUCUUUGUGUUCCUUUCUGAUUUAGCAGUUUCCAUCUCUGAGCCCUUCACCYCCACGACCAAAAGCCCCCUUCUUUUAAGCAAUAUGAUCUGUAUAGAUAGCGCAUGACUGAAAGAAUUUAUUGUACCACAGUUGUAUAUAUAAGUAUGCAGACAGAAAUGAUUUCUAGUUUAUGUGUUUGUAUGUUGUUACCCGUUUCCUAAUCUGUGUAUACCUUGAUGUUUUUAAUAAGAUGUUCUAUUUUAAAUUAUGUAAAUGCAGAUAUAGAGGAAAGCCAAUAUUAUAUAUACCAGGAUUUAAAAAUUCUACCUUAAUUACCUUAUUGCAUUCCAGAAAAAUGGUUAUCUCCAACUUGCCAGUGGGAGUAUGUUCAUAUAGUAAAGGACGCCGCCUGGCUUUAAGUUCAGCAUCAAAGAAGAGAAAAACAGAUGAAUUAAUUGACAAAACUCCCAAAAAAACACAAGGCCAUUAACUGCUAUGGUUCUGUGAGGAAAAUUAUGCUGCUGGAAAUUAAACAAGCACAUGAUUUUUAAUYUUUUAUACCUAUUUCUUAAUCAGAGGACCUGCAGUAUGAGUUUGGCUUAAAAUAAUAUUUAUAUUUCUUUGUUUGUUUUUUUUUGGUCAUAUUUGGUAGAAAAAAAGGUCAAAUAUUGCUGGUUUUCUUUUCCGAAACAAAGUUGAGUCYUGAUCCUUGGGGAAAAAAAUAAUAAAAAAUUGACGCAACGUGAAAGGAAAAAAAAAGCACUGAGCUGUUAGCCACUGUGCCCUUAAAACUUGUUCGACAAUAUUUUGUGUAAGCAGCCUUGUCGUCGUUGGAAYUGUCGUGUUCAGGUUUAAUCUUUGAAAAGGGUGACUUAAAAGAAAUAAAAAGCUGCGGCUCUUGUUUUAAGAAUAACUUUAAGGAGGGGAAAAAUCAGCGUUUUGACUUUUAUUUAUUUUUUAGUAAAAUGCAUGAUUGUUUUAUACGAUCCUAAAGCUGACAGGCGAGAUCUUCCGACACUAGGGGGAGCCCUUACGAUAAAAUCACCUCGCCUUCAAUCAGAAGAAGAAAAAAAAAACGCAUAAAGUUUAGGUCGACGUAAAGUUGACGGAGCUGAGGUGAGUCUAACACUGCCAUUUUCAGGGAGGUGACUGGUGUCGAAGCCCUCUCUUCAUGCACACUCCCACUCGUCAGUGGUUGUAGCUUUGGUUUAUUGGGAACAAUGUCUCUGGCUGCAGUGGUGCCCUGAAUCGCAGUCUUUGCUUUGCGUUGCCUUCUUACAGUGACAAUAGAGCUAGCCAUGUUUUACUGCCAAUUUGAACUUUUUAUGUGGCUGCUUUUUUUGCACUGGAUGUCUUUGAACUCACUUGUUGACUUUAGGAAACAUUUGCUUCGUGUCAGGACACCUGCAGGGGUAGCCYGAGAUCCUCAGCACUGGAAAAUUUCGACGGAACCCAGAAAAGGUCGAACAUAGAAUUUAAGAGUAGAGGGGGAAAUCUGUUCCCUUGGUUUAGUGAAAACAUUGAUUCCAACAGCUCAACUAAAAAAAAUUUUGUAACAAAUUUUUUUACGCACUAAUUUUUGCACAUUUUUUAGUAGUUUGUUUUGAAGGAAUAAAAACGAGAAUAUGAGCCUGAGGCACCUUUCAUCCACCCUCCUCAGUGUGAUUUAUGAAWGGACCGAGGCAGCAUGAGGAGUCAACCUGCUGCUGUUACGCCUCUGAGCCAUGAAGGGAGGUAGUCACACAGCUGUAAUGAUUGAUGCAUUAAAGGUUAACAUUGCACUGUAGAACGAAGGUAUGAUGGCAGACGGUCUGUGCCGUGGGAUUUUGAAUCGGGAGGUGUCCAACGUAUGCAUAGUACACUCCACACCUCCUAUUGUUCUGCAUUGCCAGCUUUAUUUACAAAAGGAACAUCGUGGAAAAUGAGCAGCUUGAUUGAUGAUUACGAAACGGGAAGCUUCUAAAAGGAGCAUUUAUACUUUUUAUUACAGAACUGUUUUGUAAAACGCUUCAGAAAUGUCAACCAAAAGAAAAGUUACCAAAUCUGUGCAUACGGUUUUCUAAUCCAAAGAAACAAAUCAUGAAACGAAAUUCACGGUUCUCUAAACAGAAGAAACUGAUUCUUUCCACUUUUCAUUCUACUUCUGCUUUUUGCUGGGUUCCGUCCUUUUCAGCCAACGGCAUCCACUUUGUUUUCUUGUUGGCACAUGACUACACCUGGAGAGCAGGAAAUAACCGUACAAGUUAAUGGUCUGCGUGGUCCAUCGUGUCCUUUACUACGGGUCCAGUCAGGAGCGGAAUAAUCCAUUAAAAACCAUCCAGUCUUUUAUCUUGGAGGAACCUCUUGCAUAUACUCGAUGCUUAUACUUCAGGAGGACUUUCUAAAUGUUUUCAAUGUUAUUGUGUAGUUGAUAGCACUAWUAUGAAAAAGCUACUUGUCAUUCCAUAGGAGUCUCUGAGGACUGCUUUGUGUAUCACUGUGACUGCCGUGUGUGCUUAGAGAUGUAGAUCUAUCAGUAGGUAGCCAGUUUGUUCUGUAGUGAUGUCGUAGCGUUUAAUGCCAUCCCCCCUCCCCCUUCUACACGCAACAAGAGAGAGGAAGAGCGCGCGUGCACGCCUGUUUGACGUCACGCGUUUUUUUUUUGUUUUGUUUUUGUUGUUUUUUUUGUUUUGUACUGGAGCAGGUCGCUUCACACAGCAUUUUGUUGAGCACUGUGCAAUACUUGUAUGUUCAUCCCAUAGUGUUAACGUGGGUGGCGUCGCCCGAGAAAAGACAAACCCCAGAGGAUGACGUUUCUCCUUUCCAGUGCYAUGGUUAGGACACAGCACACCGUAGACUCAGCUUAUAUAGGUUGGAGCUUGUUCACCUCUGUUUAGGGUUCCCUCCCUUUUUUUUUUCAUUUCCUCCUCUUGCAUACAGUUCCAGCAUCAGAGGUUUCAGGGAGUCUUAGUUCAAAACCAAACAAGAGAAAAAGCCCUUAGAAAUGUAUAUAUUCACAUCAUGCCAGAAAUGUAUAUCAAUAAUAAAUAUAGUGACAUAAAUGAUUAAUCAGCAGCAAAUAUAUUUCAUCCACUAAUUAAAUCUCAUUUGUUUUCUGUUUUGUUGAUUAAAAAGCCCUUUUAUAUUUGAGAUAAAAACUCUGAAUGUACAGUAUGAACUGUGUUGGUUUAGAUUUCUUUAACCGUGAGAUUAUUAGAUGUACUUUGCACUUUUUGUUGUAAAAACAAGAAUAUAUAUGGUAGUUUUGUUAAGCCCCCUCCACACACACACACACUUUUUCAUUCACAUCUCUUUUUAUGGGGUAAAAGCUCUCGCCUGAUUCCAAAAAUCAUCMUAUAAAACUUCCACAGGUUCUUUUAUUUGUCACGUUUCACACACAAAUUCCAGAACAGCUUCAGAUUAAAAAAAAAAAAAAACUAGACAGAUUAAAAAAUAAAUAAAUAAAAAAAGGCCAAAUCAAGAGAAACACUAACUCUAAGUUUGCACUUGAAGGAAUCCUCCGGUCAGACUGGAACGUGUUGGAGUGUUUCAGGAAACCCAGUAACGGUGCAGGCGUUGCAGAACCCAUCAGACUGUGAGGUGGAAAAAAACUAACGAAGCAAAAGCCAUUACCUGCACUGCGACGUGUUGCUCCUCCUAUUACGGUUUCUGACCAAAGUAUGCACGCAUAAUCAAACGCCCACAAUUCUCCUCUUGGAAACAACAGACAAAGCUCUCUGUGUGACAAAGUUCUCUCCAGCGAAACGCCACACUGACCUUUCAAAAGCAAAGCUGUGUAAAGUAUUAGAAUCUGAUGCUGUAGAAAGAUCCUAGUUGCCUUUGUGUAUAUCAACUGCCUGCUUGAGUAUUUUGUGUGUGGAAGUUUUCUCUGUAAUCUUGUAGAACUGUUUGGGGUGUUUUUUCCUGCCAUAUUGCUCGCAGCCACAGCGGGCUGCUGACCWGUUAUAUUUGCUGUGUAUACCUUUCAUUUUUGAUCAGGUGUUUUACAGUUUUGUUUCACUUUGUGUAGUGAUUCACUCUGUGGAGUUUUCUGACUGUUGUUAUAUAACUUCAUAUACAAAAAUGAUCAAUAAAAUGUUUUAUUUCCUGUUGA
This is a messenger RNA of Austrofundulus limnaeus, 5820 nucleotides long. It is a transcript of the gene syt1a, whose product is annotated as synaptotagmin Ia. Gene Ontology annotation, cellular component: synaptic vesicle membrane; dense core granule; plasma membrane. Lineage: Eukaryota; Metazoa; Chordata; Actinopteri; Cyprinodontiformes; Rivulidae. The record is from RefSeq and is a predicted model, not a curated record. Gene Ontology annotation, biological process: calcium ion-regulated exocytosis of neurotransmitter; synaptic vesicle endocytosis. Bases 289 to 1557 code for a protein of 422 amino acids. Gene Ontology annotation, molecular function: phosphatidylserine binding; calcium ion binding; SNARE binding. The transcript is spliced from 11 exons.